Sitophilus oryzae (rice weevil) is the source of this 2574-nucleotide messenger RNA. Its product is annotated as kelch-like protein 17. The transcript has 15 exons. Bases 397 to 2271 code for a protein of 624 amino acids. Gene Ontology annotation, molecular function: protein binding. The record is from RefSeq and is a predicted model, not a curated record. Lineage: Eukaryota; Metazoa; Arthropoda; Insecta; Coleoptera; Curculionidae.
GUUCGUAUCCUGUUCCGUGUUUCCCUUGCCGAAGCGUCGCGACGCUUAGCGCGACGCUCCACGCGACCUUCCGCCGCGACGCUGCGCUUUCACUUGUUUUCCCUCGCCAGUCCCGAUUUCACUGCCAUCCCUGACGUUUUUAUCCUCGGUUUUCUUCCACGUUGAUACACUGUGAAUAAAGAUAGGGUGAAGAAUAUCGAUACGAACAAAUGGUAAAUAAGAGUCGAGGUUAAUCAUUCUGAGUUGACGUUUCGUACUAUAAGUAUUUCGGAUUGAUAAUUAUCUAUAUAUAAAAGGUGAUACAGGUUGGUGCUUUUUGUCAGUGAGCUUUUGAGGGCGGUGUGAAAUAAGAUUUUAUUUAAAGGACCAAUCAUCUUGAAACAGAAUCUUAUAAAAAUGAACAACGAUCUUCCUGAAACAGGUGCCGUGCCAGAUAGGUUACAGCUCCCGGAUAGUCCGGGCCAAGCCACUGGCAGCUCCAUUGUGUUCGAAGCUUCCACACAAACUCCUACCUCGGAGGGGCUCGAUUCGCCCCUCUUUACCAACAAAGGCUAUUGUUUAAAGACCACUGGGCAUAGCGCCCAAGCGUUAGGUAAUAUUCAAAGGAUGCGUCUACAUGGGCAGUUGUGCGAUGUAGUAUUAAAAAUAGGAAUAGAAAAAUUUAGAGCUCACAAAGUCAUCCUAGCAUCAGUUAGCUCUUACUUUUUCGCUAUGUUUAAUGGCGAAAUGAAGGAACACAAUCAAAAUGAAAUCGCCCUUCAUGACAUGGACGCCACUGCCGUAGAUUUACUCUUAGAUUAUGCCUAUACCGGUCAAAUUACUAUAACAGCAGAUAAUGUACAGGUUUUACUUCCAGCAAGUAGUUUGCUUCAAAUGCCGGAAGUACGAGAAGCGUGCUGUAGAUUUUUACUAAGACAAUUACAUCCUACUAAUUGUUUAGGAAUUAGAAGUUUUGCAGACACCCAUUCCUGCAAGGAACUCCAUUUAAAAUCUCAUGUUUAUGCUCUUCAGAAUUUUCAGCAAGUAGUUGGUACUGAGGAAUUUUUGUUGCUUCCAUUUGAAGAGGUUAAGGAAUUGAUAUCUAACAGUCAAUUAAAUAUUUCAUCAGAAGAAGAUGUUUUUACUUCAGUUUUAAAUUGGAUUAAACAUGAUCUAAUAGAAAGAGAAAAAUACAUAUCGGAGUUGAUGAUACACGUAAGGCUGCCAUUGGUGAACAGAGAAUUUUUAAUGACACGAGUAGACAACGAACAACUAAUAAGAGAUAACAGUGAAUGUCGCGAACUACUCUUGGAGGCCAUGAGGUAUCAUUUGGCACCCGAAAGGAGAUGUGCUCUUUCUACAACAAGAACUAUGGAAAGAAGGCCCAAAGGAGCAAAUCCAUAUAUAUUUGCCAUAGGUGGUGGUUCAUUAUUUGCAAUACACUCAGAAUGCGAAGUUUAUAAUCCAAAAACUGACAUGUGGAGUAUGAUAGCUCCAAUGCAGUGGAGACGAUCGAGAUCUGGAGUAACCGGACUUCGUAGAUUGCUAUAUGUUGUGGGCGGAUAUGAUGGAGCAUCAGAUUUAUCAACUGCAGAAUGUUAUAAUCCACUAACAAAUAUUUGGACUCCUAUCACUCCUAUGGGUACCAAGAGAUCGUGUCUUGGAGUUUGCUCAUUCGAUGGUCUUGUAUACGCUUGUGGAGGAUACGAUGGAGCUUCUUGUCUCAGCUCCAUGGAAAGAUUCGAUCCAUUGACUGGAGUGUGGUGUAGUUGUCCAGCUAUGAACACUCGUAGAAGAUAUUGUAGGGUAUCCGUUAUAGAGAAUUGCAUUUAUGCUUUAGGAGGCUUUGAUUCGACUAAUUAUCAAGCAUCUGUUGAAAGAUUUGAUCCAAGAGAAGGUAAAUGGCAAUCAAUUCCAUCAAUGUCGUCAAAGAGAUCUAGUUGUGGUGUAGCAGCUUUAGAUGGAUAUUUAUAUUGUGUUGGAGGAAAUGAUGGAACCAUGUGUAUGAAUAGCGGCGAGCGCCUUAACAUAAGAAGAAUGGCAUGGGAACCCAUUUCGGCUAUGCAUAAUCGAAGAGCAACUCACGAAAUAGUUUCUGUCAACGAAUUUCUAUAUGCACUGGGUGGUACAGAUGGAAGUUCCAGUUUGAACUCUGUAGAACAAUACGAUCCCAGGUCAAACAAAUGGCUUUUGGUCAAAUGUAUGGCCUCUAGGAGAAGUUCUAUUGGUGCAGCUAUGCUAGACUGUAUUAAUAUAGAACACGUUUUAAGGCAAACAAGAAUAAAUAGUUGACUUUCUAAUUAAAAUCUGGAAUGGGUCAAUGGAUAUUUCUGAACGUAGUUCUUCUGGGAGUAUUCUACUGAAAUCAAGCAAUUAAAAAUAAAAAUAUAUGUUUUAUAAGGAUGAUUUUGUUCAAAAUCUGUUGAAAAUAAACCGCAAUUUCUCAGCUGCUUCUAUCAUAAAUACAAGUUAUUUUAUUUAUUUUUAUAAAGUAAAUCAUAGAGACAUCAACCAUAUAAAACUCCUUUAAUAGAUAAUUAUAGUAUAUAUAAUUAUACCGUAUUAUCGAAAAAGAACGGCUUAGCGAUGUUUAUG